AUGGGUUCGGAAACGCUUACAGAACAACGACCUCCUAAUCGUCCCGUGGAACUAGCAAGGUCGAAAUCAUCAACACUCUCAUACUCGGCAUUGAUUGAAUAUUCUGAAAACUGGAUGGACGACUCUUUCCAGCUUGAAAAAUCGCAGGUACUACUAGAUGAGCCGGAAUUAAUUGUUGAAGACGAUGAUGGGGAUAUCCAGCCACGGCAUAACACACAGGAUGAUAAGCGAGAACCUGUAAACAUUGCAAAUUUGGAACUUGCAGAUAGCCAAUACACCUGCGAUGAGUUGUUGAUGAACAUUACAUCGCCCACCAGGGAAGUAGUCACGAAUGAAAAGAGACGAAUACUAUGGCCGAAGUUGUUACUUGCAGGUCAUGCAGCAGACAAGUUGGAAAAGCCUGGGUCGCUACUACUGACUCCGUCCGUUGCCAGCCAUGCGAAUUUCUCGCCCGAUAGCUUUUUGGAAAACUUGGACUGCGUGGAUUUACCUCCACAUAAGGAUGAAGACCAGGUGAAAUUGGAUAUCCAGAGGUCAUUCACGAUGUUGAGUCACAUUCAGUCAAUCAGUGCAAGUACAAAUGCAAGUCCAAGUGCAAGUGUUAAUGUCAGUGCCAGUGCCGGUGCCAGUUUCAAUGGCGGUGCCGGUGUCAGCGCAAGUGCCAGUGCAAGUGCUAGUGCUAGUGUAACAUCGAGCUGUGCAUUGAGCUCCACUGAGAUGUUAGAAAAGGGUUGUUCGUCGUUCACCACAAUCAUAAGCCCCUCCGAUAUUAAGUUUUUGAAAAAAAUUCUAUCAAACUUGAUCAUCAAGGUUCUUCGAAGAUACCCGAGCUUAAACUAUUAUCAAGGCUAUCAUGAUAUAGCCAGUAUCGUACUACUAGUUUGCUACGACUCCAAACACGCCGAGCUUACUGAAGAAGAUAUCGAUCAAGACUUGGCAUUUAGCAUACUUGAAAAAUUGACUGUUUUCCACCUCAGGGACUUUAUGAUUUCAGAAAUCAGUUUAUCAGUCAACCAUUUGCGGUUGAUUCCCGCCAUUUUGGAAAAUGCCGACAGGCAAUUAUUCGAAUUAAUCAAACAAACAUCCAAUUCGUUUCUCAUGUCGCUGGGAAAAAGAUACGACUAUAUUUUUCUUCAAGGGCUCUCGUCGAUAUUGACCUUGUUUUCACACGACUUGUCAAAUCUAUCACACAUUCUCACCGCGUGGGACUUUAUAUUGAGUUAUGGGUCAGUGUUUUCAAACGUUUACAUUUACUCAGCCGCAUUGCUUGUCUUUAAACUGCAAAUCUGGGAGAAGCUACUGCUACUGCUGCAAGCGGAAGAAGCGGAUUUUGAAAAUGUGGAUCCAGACGCCGUGCAUGCAGCGAUAUCCCCUGCAGCGUUAUUUGAUGGUAUCAACGACAAACAGUGGAACUUGGUAUUAAUCAAGGCGAAAGCUUUAAUCGAGCAGCAGCAACCAUGGGCCAAAAAAAUGGAGAAUUCGAAAUGGACAUGGGACAAGUGGUUUGUAGAGCAUAACCCGCACUCUGUGCUUCUCACCACAUCAGCCAUUGACGCACCAAAGAACGAAUCCUUUUUUGCCAAAUACUCGAAUCUACUCGACCCAGACAACCAUGCCUUGAGCGAGCUCGUGCAAGCUCAAGAUGACGAAGUCACCAAACAGACCCUCGACGAAAUUCAAGAACAACAAGCAUUCUUUGCCGAGGAGGACGAACUUAAUGGAUCGAUGGACUCAUCAGAAUACGAAUAUCAUUCAGAUACUGAAACUUCCAACAUCAAUUCACUAAGCUCAUCGCUAACACUAAACACAUCGUCAUCACUAUACAAGAUCACGUCGGCGGGAGCAAUAUUCAAAAACUUGUUUUCGCGGAACCACGAUGACGAGGAGAAGAAACUAGUGAUACGCAACAAGAAUUGGUUCAUGAGUAGGAAUUUUUACAAAUUCAGUAUCGCGGUGGGGGUCAUUGGGUUCGUUAUUCAUUUCUUGCUCAUCAAAAAUGGCAGUGGUCAAUUUUUUUACCGACAAAUGUUGGCAAGCUCGGCAGUAACGGAGAUCAAAAAUGUCAUUGGCGAUGUUGGAGUCAUUCUCGGCAACUUGAUCUCAACUCCACAAACGCACUCUCCCAAUGUAUUGCAGGUCGGUACAGGAACGUUGAGAAAUACAUUAUACGGCAUUGGGUCGUAA
Lodderomyces beijingensis is the source of this 2184-nucleotide messenger RNA. The record is from the annotation of a GenBank genome assembly. Lineage: Eukaryota; Fungi; Ascomycota; Pichiomycetes; Serinales; Debaryomycetaceae.